This is a messenger RNA of Apodemus sylvaticus (European woodmouse), 7729 nucleotides long. It is a transcript of the gene Trim67, whose product is annotated as tripartite motif containing 67. The transcript is spliced from 10 exons. Lineage: Eukaryota; Metazoa; Chordata; Mammalia; Rodentia; Muridae. Gene Ontology annotation, molecular function: zinc ion binding; protein binding. Bases 1 to 2313 code for a protein of 770 amino acids. The record is from RefSeq and is a predicted model, not a curated record.
AUGGAGGAGGAGCUGAAGUGCCCAGUGUGCGGAUCCCUGUUCCGGGAACCCAUCAUCCUGCCCUGCUCUCACAAUGUCUGCUUGCCGUGCGCCCGCACCAUAGCGGUUCAGACACCGGACGGCGAGCAGCACUUGCCCCCGCCGCUCCUUCUUUCGCGGGGUGCCGCCGCCGCCGCGCCCCCUCCGGAUCAGGACGCAGCUGCCGGCGCGACCGGCGGAGGCGCGGGAGCUAGCACAGCCGGAGGCCUGGGCGGCGGGGCGCCCGGUGGCGGAGACCACGCGGACAAGCUGAGCUUGUACAGCGAGACUGACAGCGGCUACGGCUCCUACACUCCCAGCCUCAAGUCCCCCAAUGGAGUUCGCGUGCUGCCCAUGGUGCCUGCGCCCCCGGGCUCUUCGGCCGCCGCAGCCCGAGGCGCCGCCUGCUCCUCGCUCUGCUCGUCCUCCAGCUCCAUCACCUGCCCGCAGUGCCACCGCAGCGCAUCCCUGGAUCACCGCGGCCUGCGAGGCUUCCAGCGUAACCGGCUACUGGAGGGCAUUGUGCAACGGUACCAGCAGGGCCGUGGGGUUGCUGCGGGGGCGUCUGCAGCCCCGGCGGUGGCCAUCUGCCAGCUGUGCGACCGCACCCCACCGGAGCCGGCAGCCACUCUCUGCGAGCAAUGCGACGUGCUCUAUUGCGCCACCUGCCAACUCAAGUGCCACCCGUCCCGGGGCCCCUUCGCUAAGCAUCGACUAGUUCAGCCGCCGCCGCCGCCCGCACCCCCAGAGGCUACCUCUGCUCCAGCCGGCACUUCUACCGCCUCCAGCGCAGGAGGAUGCAGGAGCCCAGGGGGUGCCGGGGCCAGCGCGCCGCGAAAGUUCCCCACAUGCCCGGAGCACGAGAUGGAGAACUACAGCAUGUACUGCGUGAGCUGUCGGAGCCCGGUGUGCUACAUGUGCCUGGAAGAAGGAAGGCAUGGCAAGCACGAGGUGAAGCAGCUGGGGGCAACGUGGAAGCAGCACAAGGCCCAGCUGUCUCAGGCCUUAAAUGGGGUUUCAGAUAAGGCCAAGGAAGCGAAAGAGUUUCUGGUUCAGCUCAAGAACAUACUACAGCAGAUCCAGGAGAACGGACUGGACUACGAAGCCUGCCUGGUGGCUCAGUGUGACGCCCUGGUGGACGCGCUGACUCGGCAGAAAGCCAAGCUGCUCACCAAGGUGACCAAAGAGAGGGAGCAGAAGCUGAAGAUGGUUUGGGACCAGAUCAAUCACUGCACACUGAAGCUACGCCAGUCCACAGGCCUGAUGGAGUACUGCCUGGAGGUGAUCAGGGAGGAUGACCCCUCCGGGUUCCUGCAGAUCUCAGACGCCCUGAUCAAGCGCGUGCAGACCUCACAGGAGCAGUGGGUCAAAGGUGCCCUGGAGCCCAAAGUGUCUGCGGAAUUUGACCUGACUCUGGACAGCGAGCCGCUGCUGCAAGCCAUCCACCAGCUGGAUUUCGUGCAGAUGAAAUGUAGGGUGCCACCGGUACCCCUGCUGCAGCUGGAGAAGUGCUGCACCCGUAACAACAGUGUCACCCUGGCCUGGAGGACUCCGCCCUUCACCCACAGCCCCGCGGACGGCUACAUCCUGGAGCUGGAUGACGGAGACGGAGGGCAGUUCCGGGAAGUGUACGUUGGCAAGGAGACCCUGUGCACUAUCGACGGGCUCCACUUUAACAGCACCUACAACGCCAGAGUCAAAGCCUUCAACUCCUCUGGUGUUGGGCCCUACAGCAAGACUGUGGUCCUGCAGACCUCUGAUGUGGCCUGGUUCACUUUUGACCCCAACUCUGGCCACCGGGACAUCAUCUUAUCCAACGACAACCAGACAGCCACCUGCAGCAGCUAUGACGACCGCGUGGUGCUAGGCACAGCCGCCUUCUCCAAAGGCGUGCACUACUGGGAGCUGCACGUGGACCGGUAUGACAACCACCCGGACCCUGCCUUCGGGGUGGCCAGGGCCAGUGUGGUCAAGGACACAAUGCUGGGCAAGGACGACAAGGCCUGGGCCAUGUACGUGGACAGCAACCGCAGCUGGUUCAUGCACUGCAACUCCCACACCAACAGGACCGAGGGCGGUGUACACAAGGGAGCCACCGUGGGUGUGCUGCUGGACCUGAACAAGCACACCCUGACCUUCUUCAUCAAUGGCCAACAGCAGGGCCCCACAGCCUUCAGCCACGUGGACGGGGUCUUCAUGCCUGCCCUCAGCCUCAACCGAAACGUGCAGGUCACCCUGCACACGGGACUGGAGGUGCCAACAAACCUGGGACGGCCAAAGCUGUCGGGCAACUAGCCUGGUGGCUCCCGCUGCCUAGCUGGCCGCGAUGGAGAGCCUCAUGGAAGACCAGGACAUAACAGACAGUCCUGGGUGCCAGCAGCCAGCGGACAUCUGAAGAUGCUUUUUAGAGGGAACUGAGAAUGAAUGGAAUGCGAGCCACACCACCACACUGUGGCCGCCUGUCAGGAGUGGCCUUUCACCUCCAUGCCACAAGGCUUUGGCCCCCAGGGUGCCCGCAAGACAGUGCUCCAGGCUGACACCUUUUGUUUCUGUCUUAUGUUUUCUGACAUCUGUUUGAAAACUUUAACUUCCUCUUAAGUUUUUCCCCCCCAGAGGGAGAGAGGAAGGCCAACUCUAAGACCGGUAUUGCCAUGGUGUUACUCCAUGCCUGCGUGUAAACCAUUGCUGGGACUCUACUCCUUUUGGAGUCCAGGCUGGCAGCUUGUGACCUCUGCAGGAAGAAACUGACCUUGAGCCUUGGGGAUGAGCGGUUUUCAAUACACUGCAAACUAAUUCGGAAAGGACAUUAAUCAUUAGUGAACUGCUAAUGACGCCUUUAGAAAGGCGUCCUUAGGGUCUGUAUUAUCCACGUGCACGCUCUCUCUCUCUCUCUCUCUCUCUCUCUCACUCACUCUCUCACACACACACACAUACACGUGUAUGUGUAACAAUCUAUUACAUUUUAUUCAUUCAGUUUUUAGUUAUGAAUGGAAACACUGGAAUCCAAGACAGAGACAGGUCUUUGCACAGCAGUGGCUUUUUCUAGGACCCACUUCCACAGAAAUUGAUGGACAAAUGUCUGCACCGCCUUCCUGGGCUGGGCCUUCCUGGGAAGCCCUUGCAUCUCAGUAAGCCCUUACGGCUUCACCCAAUGCCCUCUUUGAAGCACCAUGAACUCGAGAAGCGACCCUGGUGGUAACGGAUGGCUCUGUCAUGAUGAGACAGACGAGACCCCAGAGAAAGGCUGAAACUAGAUGGUGACACCCUACAACUUCUCUUCCCACAAUGAGCUGGGGUUCCCCCGCAAUGCGGCUAAGUCUUCCUUCCAGGGAGCGCUGCCCUGGCCGGGGUGUCCACACGGAGCCGCCCUGCCUCCCGUCUCCGUGCGCUCACCUCCCGUCUCCUGCCAUCUCCAGCUCUCCCUGGCAGCAACCCUGCUCAGUCCCUUGGGAAGAAUUCAUCUCAUGGGCGUUUCAUUUUACACAGAGAAAUGACUUGCCUGUCAGCUGGGCUGUUUUUAUCAGAUGUACCUGCACGCCGACCCCAACUGUGCUUCCUUUCUGACUCUGUGCUCAGGCCCUGCACCGGUUCCCAAGUCCCCACCACUGGGCUGCACAGACCUGCCAGUCCUACCUCAGAAUCCUUUCUAAUGGUCCUUGUUUCCUCAAAUACUCCGAUGUCACCGGGAGCCGUUCAGCACUCGCCAGCCUCCCCAGCGGGCCCUGGGGCCAUCUUCAUUGUGCAGGCACAGCCUUGGCCUCUCUGGCCUCUUCCUGCUAAGUGGUCUCCAGCUCAGGACUCCAUCUAGAGGCCUUGGGGCAGCCUCGGAACCCCGGCCGCCAUGUCUUCGGUUGCUCGGCAGCUUCUGUUGUCCCUUUCCUACAGCUUUGGCCACAGCUAUAGCUCCGGAAGGAGAGACAGGUACUUCAAAGGGAAGAACAUGGAGGAACCUCUGCCUUCCUGGCCCGAGAAGGCACGUGUCACCAUGGUCAGGGCUGGACCAGGCGUUUGGCUGUCUGGUGGAAGAGAGAAACUGGAGAACCUGGAGUAAGAAUGGGGCAGAAAGGCUGGCCACGGGGGUCUUUACAGUCUCAAAGCCCGGGCCAAUCACCUUCCUGGGAAGCGGGAGUCACUUGAGCAUAUCUGCACCUGUGGGUGGCUUUGGGGAGAUGAGAAAGUGACCACAAUCCCAGGUGGCCUUUUUUUUGGUGCCGGAGAGCCCAACGCACAUGCCAGGAAAGAGCUCCACCGCUGAGCCUCCAGAUCUUCAGGAGGCCACUUUCCUCCUCCUCUUCCUCCCCCUUUUCCUCCUCCUCCUCUUCCUCCUCCUUUUCCUCGUCCUCCUCUUCCUCCUCCUUUUCUUCCUCCUCCUCUUCCUCCUUUUCUUUUACUUCUUCCUCCUACUCCUCUCCUCUUCUCAUCUUCCUCUUCCUCCUCCUUCUCCUCUUCUUCCUCCUCCUCUUUUUUCUUCUUUUGUUUGAGACAUGGUCUCACAUUGUAGCCCAGGCUGGCCUGGAAUUCACUAUACAGCUCAGGCUAGCCUUGAACUCACAGCAAUCUUCCUGCCUCAGCCUCCUGAGUACUGGGAUUACAGAGGUGAGCACCACACCCAGCUCAGGUGACCUCUUUAAGGAGGGUUGGGCAAGCCAGAGCCAGCUCCCCAUCCCCCCACAGCAGAGUAAGUGGGUGGGGCUAGCUGUCUCUUUGCUCCCUAGAUCCCAGAAGCAAUACGCUGGUGGCUGGUGCGGGGACAGCGCAGGCAGCCCUGCACAGCCACCUCUCCCCUGCCUUCUGCACAGGGCACCUUUCAGGGACAAGAAUGCAAGGAGGAGGGUAGAGCGGGGUGGGGCAACUGGAAAGGUGGCGAAGCCCUGGGAUGGUGGGGUUCUCUCACACGGAGUCCUUAGCAGCUGAGGUGCCACCUCUCUAUAUAAACGGAAUCAGUGUAAGGCCUUGGUGAGCCGCGGAGAAGGACCUCAGGGCAAGUCUGUCAAAUGUCUGCGAGAAAGAAGUUCAGCUCUGGAGCCUCUUCUCGGGUGCACCUGUGACUGCCAGUCCCUUCUGAAUGAAUGUCCUGACAAGUACCCACUGGCACUGCCCUUCACACGGCACCUCCUCCCUCACAGCAGGACAUCAGCGCCCACUGAGCUGGCUUGCCCUCCUCCGUCCUGUCUGGGAACACAGCCCCCGUUUUAGAAGACAAGUACCAACCUUGGCAGUCUCACACUGUACGUGGUCCAGGCUGUACCUUCAGAUCUUUAUGUGCUCUGUGGUUCCAAAAUGUCCUUAGCUGCCCUUGUAGCCCAAAGGAAUCCAGAGCCGGAAAAGCAAUAUGCUAGUGGCAGGGUGAGCCCUGAAACAUGGGGCCAUCUCCGUGAGAGAUGGAGGUGCCCACAUUCCUAAGCCCUUUCUUUCGUUUAAGGCUCCCUAACCCCUCUCACGUCAGCAUCCGUGUGUGUGACCUUCCCCAGGGCAGCAUGCCAGCCUUCAUUCUGACAGUGAAAGGCUCGACAAGGGUCAGUGCAGGUGGCCUGGGCUUGCCUUUCGCCCUACGGUCUUCUGCAGAGGGGGUGUGGGGCAGGGGUGGUGGUGGAGGAUGAAACCAUUUUGGGAUCUCAAAGAAUACCUUCAGAGGACUGUGGGGGUGAACCUGGGGCUUUGUUUGUCUCCUGAUUUUGGGUGGGGCUUGAGUGUUGGAGAGCAUUAAGCACCCCUGGUCUCUACUCUCAGGAUGCCAAGAGCACCCCCAGUUAGUGUGACAACCCUAAAUACCCUAAAUACCCAAAGACAUCCAGAUCCCCUUGGGGCUAACCUGGGAUCUGGGUCAUGACGAUUCAUUAGAUGUUAACAUUCACAGUGUUGGUGGGUACCCCUUCCAGUGUCACGUAGAUCUGUCCCAAAGCCAUUAGCCUGGUGUCAACCCAACCUAAGAAUUCUUCACAGGUCUUCGGUGAAGAACAAAGGGCUCACCUUUCUGCCAGCUCCUUCCUCCGUUCUUGCAAAGGAAAAUGUCCCUUUUCUAGGCCACAGUUUACUGGCAGGAGCAGGGACACCUUAAUGGAUUUGGGGCUUCAAGGGGUUAAAUAAUUCUUACAUAUAUUGUUAAAAGACUUUCAAAGACCACACUAGUCCUGGGAAUUCUGGUACCCCAAGAAAAGCCAGUUGUCACUGCCAGUGUGGUAUGGGCUCCUGACUGACAGGGGUCCUGACUGUUGAGGGAAAGAGGUGAAGAGGCAAACUGAGGGAAAGAGGAGGCUUGAGGCAUGGCCAGAGGCCAGCGUGCAGUCUCCCUCACCGCUUACCCCUUAAGCUGGCUUUGGCGUUGGCUCAUGGUAUGCAUGGGAUGGAUCUCCUAACUGUUCUGUGCCUCAGUAUCCCUCCUUGCAACAGGGCUGGUCAUACCAACCUACCUCCUCUCUGCAGUGUGUGGAUCCUGGCACAGUCUUAACAAUAAGGCCCAGGUUAAACCAGCCUUCAGUGGAUCUAGCCCCGGUGAUCGUUACUAUGUCCUCUAGCCACAAUAUUUUUGCCUAAGCUUCCUGUGACCAGGGCAGUACUUUCCACACUGCUGCCUGGCAUUUCGGACAGUUCACGUGACCCCGGCAAGCGCAUUCCGUUAGUGGAGAGCCUGAGUUAGUGUAAUGUUCCAGGGCCUUGGACGGGCCAAGCCUAUCAGCAGCCACCUCCUGAGUGCUAACGGCGUCUGCAUGUGGUAUCCGCUAAGCCAAGCACACAAAUUAGCCAGCCCUUUGCCUCCCAUUCCUUCAGUUCCGGUCUCUAGGACUCCCCCCUGCGCCCCGCCCGCCCCCAUGGCAUUUGACUUUUGUUUUCCAACAGUGGGGAUGGCUUUGGAAGUCACCUGAGAGUGUUAUGACAUACAGCCGAAUUAGGACCUCGAGGGGAUGGCUGGUCACAAGUCAUUUUUAGACAACUGACUGCUGCCAGGACUUCCUGGCAUAAGCUAAGAAGGGUGGUAGCAUGACCUUUUCCAAGGACUGGGCUGAACUCAGGGGGAGGAGCUGAGACCCGACUCUGGGUGAAAUGCCUCCCUCUAGUGGUGAUGCUCACUGAGAGCCCCAUGGUCAACUCAGCUCUGGGGAAGGUCCCAGAGUCAGAGGGCUGGGGGGUACCCUGGGCACCACUGGGCACAGCGGUGAGCAGAGGCUACGCAGGCCCUGAGACAGCUGCUGGAGCCACGGGAGUUGCCUGCAAUGGCCUUUCCGACCCCAAGCCCCAGGAGAUUGGACUUCCUAAGCACCCCAGUUUCUCAGCACCAGCGGAGACUGGGGUGUAGACACAACAGAAAAACCGUGAAUGCAUGAUGUAGAAUCGCCUCCUUUGCACUGCACGGCGCACUGAGCAUGAAUGGUGUUUGUAUAAUGUUGGCGAAGGAAUUUAACAGAAACAGAAAGCUGUGUAGCGUUGUUUCCCCCGCCUUUCCUUGCCUUCUUUCCCCACUCUCCCUACCGAAUCGAUUCUGUCCCCAGUGGUUGGUAUUUGGUGGCAGCUCUUGGUCCUGUGGCUGUUUAUGUCUCACUGAAAACACGGAGGGGUAGGCAGUGGUAAGGAAAGUAAUUUUUUUCUAAUUUUUGUACAGCUACCCACAAGCGUUUGUAUUUUUUGAAUUGCAAACACUGUGUUUUUCUGGUCCUUGGGGGGUUGGUUGAACUUCCUGUAUUACUUUUUGGAAAACUUGAGUUUUACCACAUUC